Molecule: messenger RNA, 2500 nt
Organism: Rhipicephalus microplus (southern cattle tick)
Lineage: Eukaryota; Metazoa; Arthropoda; Arachnida; Ixodida; Ixodidae
Gene: Aldh-III
Product: Aldehyde dehydrogenase type III
Biological process (GO): aldehyde metabolic process
Cellular component (GO): cytoplasm
Molecular function (GO): aldehyde dehydrogenase (NAD+) activity
Source: RefSeq, a predicted model, not a curated record
UAAAAAUACAAAUUGAGGAGCGUCGUUGCCACCUCCUCACUAUCGUGUUGGCGCGUUGGCCGAUGUGUGGUUGUGCGUGCGCCGGCUGCCCCGUGUGUUUGUCAUCCAGCGUUGUCGUCGGCAACCGCCGCGAGGUGCAAAUUUUGCGCUGACCGCCAUGUCUGCCGGCCUUGGGGGAGGUGAGGAAAAAAUGUCCGGCAGCAACUACUCGAAGCGCAUGGACGAGCUGCGGCGGUCCUUCAAGCUCGGCAAAACCCGGCCCACCAGCUAUCGGGUCGAGCAGCUCAAGGCCAUGGACCGAUUCCUGGCCGACUACCACGACCGUUUUGUGGACGCCCUCAAGGAAGACCUCAACAAGAACAAGUUCGAAAGCAUUCUCUUUGAAAUUCAGUACACCCGCAAUGAGAUCAAGGGGACGCUAAUGGAGUUGGAGAAGUGGGUCAAGCCUGAAAAGGCACCCAAGAAUAUGAUGCUCAUCAUGGACCAGGCACUGAUACACAGUGAGCCGUACGGAGUUGCCCUGGUCAUUGGUGCCUGGAACUACCCGCUGCAGCUGACGCUGUGCCCCCUCAUUGGGGCCAUUGCAGCCGGCAACUGUGCUGUCGUCAAGCCGUCCGAGCAGGCACCGGCCACGGCCAAGCUUCUCCAGGAAAUGGUGCCCAAGUACCUGGAUCCAGAGUGCUUUGCCGUCAUUGUCGGAGGACCCAAGGAGUCGGCCGAGCUUCUGAACGAGAAGUUUGACUACAUCUUCUACACAGGCUCAACUCACGUGGGCAAGCUAAUCUACGCUGCCGCCCAGAGGCACCUCACACCAGUCACCCUCGAAUUGGGUGGCAAAAGCCCUGUGUAUGUGGACGAGGUGGUGGAUCUGCCGGUGGCGUGUCGUCGCCUAAUGUGGGGCAAGUACGUCAAUGCGGGCCAGACGUGCAUAGCACCCGACUAUGUGCUCUGCCACACAGCGGUGUAUGCUCAAUUUGUGGACACCUGCCAGAAGGUCAUCACAGAGUUCUACUCCGAGCAGCCCAAGGAGAGUGCUGACCUGGGCCGCAUCGUCAACACCAGCCAUUGCCGGAGGAUAGCCAAGCUUCUCGAGGGGCUGCCCGUCGCGUUUGGUGGAGACGUGGACGUGGACAGCAAGUAUGUAGCCCCCACCUUGAUCACUGAAGUGAAGCCCACCGAUCCGGUCAUGCAGGAGGAGAUAUUUGGUCCAGUGCUGCCCAUCCUGCGGGUCAACAGCGCAGACGAAGCAAUCGAGUUCAUCAACCAGAGGGAGAAGCCGCUAACAUUGUAUGUGUUUGCAUCACGGCAGAAAGUGAUUGACCACUUCAUGUACGAAACUACCAGUGGAAGCAUGUGUGCCAACGACACCCUGGUUCAUCUGUCUGUGGACACCCUGCCCUUUGGUGGGGUCGGCCAAAGCGGCAUGGGUCGCUACCACGGCAAGUACUCUUUCGACACCUUCUCCAACAAGAAGGCGGUGCUGGUGCGUUCCUUCAACCCCAUUGGAGAGGCAUUUGGUCGCAAGCGUUACCCUCCGCUGGAUGACUCCAAGAUUGCCUACUUCCGGCAGCUGCUGCUCAAGCGAGGCUCUCCCUUUGGCAGUGGGCUGCUCAGUUGUGCCCCUUAUUUGUGCGUCUUCGUUCUGGGCGUUGCCUCAGCCUUUUUGCUUCGAUAUCUGUUUCACGGUGGCAACAAGCUGCCGCAGAGGCGUCACUGAGACCAGAGUUUACUUUGAGCACAAGCAGUGACUGCAAGAUGCUGGGCACUGAAAUUUGAAAACAACCCAAGGGUACCAACAUUCCUGCAGUGGAGAAUUCUAUUCCUUUUUUUUUUCAUAGAAACCUACUUUUACUUCAUGUGAGGGAGAAGACAGCAAGUCCUACUAAUUUCCACUGUUGGUUAAAGAAUGAGAUGCCCAAGAUUUCGAUAAUGUCUGAGGAAACGUCUUCUUGGAGGAAAAACGAGUUAGUCUUCACUGUCACUCUCGUAGUGUUUUUCUUCUAUGAAACGACUAACUGCAAUGUUGCGAAUGAUGGUAAGCACCUCCUAAGCUGCAACAAUGGGCUGAUGCAUUGCUGUGCUCCAGACUUUCAGGAAUUGGUCCACACGCAUCCACUGAAAGCACCGGGAGAACAAGUGUGUCAUAGAAGUUGCAGAAAAACAGCAGAUUUUUCAAAAUAUAUUAGAAAGCAGUCUUAAAAAUUUUUUCGUUGUAUUAAUGCUUGACUGCAUUUUAUAAAUCAUGUGACUGCACUUGAUACCACCUAUGCACAGUGCUAGCAAUAAUGUUGUGUUUGAAUGAUAUUUUGAAAGCUCUGUUAUCAAUAAAACCUCAGUUUUUUUUAUUAGGGUGUGAUGACAAUGUUAUACGUCCAACCAGUGCAUAUUCUGAGUGUGUAUAUGCAGGGGAAAAUGCUCAAGUACAAUCUGGGCAAGGCCUGCUGUUCAUGCUUGAGAGAGAGAGACCAUUUUUUGGUCAAAUAAAUCGUCCUACAAACGU